Molecule: messenger RNA, 377 nt
Organism: Python bivittatus (Burmese python)
Lineage: Eukaryota; Metazoa; Chordata; Lepidosauria; Squamata; Pythonidae
Source: RefSeq, a predicted model, not a curated record
UUCCAGCUCGGAUCGUGAACAUUUCCUCAGCUGUGACGGUGAACGAAGGAAGCAAUGUGAAUUUGCUCUGCCUGGCGGUGGGGAAACCAGAACCGACGGUAAUUUGGCGGCAGCUGAAAGAUGGAUUCACCAGUGAAGGAGAGUAUCUGGAAAUCACAGAGAUCAACCGACAACAAGCUGGGGAGUACGAGUGCAUCACGGCAAACGGUGUUUCAACCCCCGACAGCAAGCACGUCCUUAUCACAGUCAAUUAUCCUCCGAUCAUCACAGAUGUAAAAGACUCCCGUCCCUUGAUGGGAAAGACAGCCCUCUUGCGCUGUGAAGCCAUGGCUGUGCCCGCUGCUGAUUUUCAGUGGUUCAAAGAUGACAAACAGUAA